Messenger RNA from Fusarium poae, 1650 nucleotides. RefSeq lists its product as uncharacterized. The record is from RefSeq and is a predicted model, not a curated record. Lineage: Eukaryota; Fungi; Ascomycota; Sordariomycetes; Hypocreales; Nectriaceae. Bases 1 to 1650 code for a protein of 549 amino acids. The transcript is spliced from 3 exons. Gene Ontology annotation, molecular function: protein binding.
AUGCCCGCUGAAGCAAUGACUAACCUUCGGGAUAUACCCGGCAAAGGUAAGGGGUUGAUUGCUACUAGGAAAAUCCCCAGGGGCACUCGAAUACUCUCUGAAGAGUCCGUCAUUACGGUCCCCGAAGGCUGUACCGACAGCAGAUCCAUGCGAGCAUCCAUACGCCGGCAGGUUGACAAACUCAAUCCAGACCAGCUCCAGGCUUUCCUAGACAUGGGCAAUAACUAUCCCGACGCCUCUCAACACUAUGGAAUAGUUCGAACAAACGCUCUUCCUAUGGAUGACGAAAGUGGAAUCUUCCUCGUUGCAUGCCGUAUCAACCACGCCUGCGACAACAACGCUCAAAGGAUUUGGAAUGAGUCCAUCAAAAUACAUACAGUCCAUGUCUUGCGCGACAUUGACGAGGGCGAAGAGAUCACCAUCUCGUACCUUCAAGAUGUCUUGAACAAUCGACGAACACGACAAAAGGCACUUCGAGAGAAGUUCAAUUUCGAUUGUACUUGCCAUCUUUGCUCCCUCCCGUUCAAGCUGAGCGUCGAAAGCGACAGACGUAUUGAUGAGAUCUUGAAACUGGAGAAUCGUGUGGCUCAAAACGGUAUCAAUGGGAUCAUGCGGGACCCAGAGCGGAUGCUUCGAUACGUGGAACGACAGGUUGAACUGUACAGCGAACAUGAUACCAACGAUGUUGGCUUACCGAGAGCUUUCUUUGAUGCCGCUCAGAUUACUGCCGCCCACGGGGACCUGGCCAGAUCUUAUAUCUUAACUGAGCGGGCCGCAGCCGGAUGGCGUCUCAUCCUAGGCCAAGACGAUCAUCAAUUCCUGAAAGCCCAACGACUUGCCAUGGACCCUUCACGUCAUGCUACAUUUGGAAACUCGACACGGUGGAAGACUGACUUCGACUUGGACAAGGUUCCCUGGGAACUAGGCCCAGCUGACUUUGAAGACUGGCUGUGGAAGAGUGCGAAGAAAAGUUCGUCCGACGGUGUUGGAGUCUUCCGCAACCAGUCUACAUUUCCCAGUUUCCUUGGACUGCCUUCCGAGUUCGAGAUAGAACACUACUUCUUCGAAGUCACCGAUGUCGAAAAUAGCGCCCACUACCAGCCACGACGACACUGGUGCUUUUUGGCAGAAAUUGUCCCGUCUAUGCAGUCUGUGCCUUGCUAUAUGAAGGUCAAGGAUGCCUCCGGCAUGAUAAUUCCAUUCAACUUCAUCGGGGAGGCCUGCGGUCGCAAGAUUGCACAGUCAUCCCUUUGCGUAGGGUACACUGUUGCCGUGCUCUAUGCAGAACAACAUGCAGUUGGCCUUCCGGAAUCAGGAAUCAAUCUUAAAGAUCCCCAACAUUUCAGGGUAUUCCCGCUGUCGAUGAAAAACCUUCUUUCCCUCAGCGACAGAGUCUUUGAAUUCUCAGCCGAGACCAACGGAAUGAAGACUUGUCACGGGUGCGGUAAACAGGCCACAUCUAUGAUCAGGUGUGCCAACUGUUUAUUCUUCUGGUACUGCAGCGGGGCCUGCCAAAGAUUUGGAUGGACUGAAAAGGAUCACAAGACAGAAUGCAAGCUACUCAACGAUGGUGAUUUGAAGGGACUCUUGAUGCUCAACGAAAGCACUUUUCAAGGCCCUGUGAAAUUUCCUUUGGCCUCCUGGGCUUAG